GUGGACUUUGUGCCGUACUGGGAAGCGCAGGACAAGAAGCUGAUUUCCAGCACCUCUGAUAAAAUCCUUGUCAUGGUCGACAACACCACAGUGCUCGAAGGAAAGGCUGGGCGACCUGCGGUGAGAAUCGAAUCCAAGAAAAGCUACAAUGGUGGCCUGUUUGUAUUGAAACUGGACCAUGUUCCAACAGCUUGCGGAGCUUGGCCGGCCUUUUGGAUGUUUGGAGAUGAUGCGCAGCACUCAUGGCCACGUUGGGGAGAGUUCGACAUUCUAGAGUCGAUUCAUAUGCUGGACUACGCUACCACAACUCUGCACACGCGUGAAAGCUGCGACCAGCGAGCCGUAAAUGAAGGCAUUGACUUCGUUGGCCAGGGCUGGGCAGCUGGCACAGACGGCAACCAGAAGGCUAAGAACUGUUGGGUGAAAGCUCCCCAACAGUAUGACAAUCAAGGGUGUGGACAGAAGCUUCCGAAAGGCUCCUUUGGCCCGGCCUUCAAUCGAGCAGGAGGUGGUACCUUCAUUGCAGAGUGGGAUCCAAUUGUGAACAAGCGGCUCCGCACCUGGUUCUUCCCCGCCGGGGAGGAGCCGGAGAUUGGCGAUCACCCCGAACCGGAUCUUUGGGGCGUGCCCAACUCUUUCUUCACCUUGAACGAACGGUGGUGCACGGCAGCCCACUUCAAGAACAUGCGUAUGGUUUUCGACACCACCUUUUGUGGCGACUAUGCUGGUGCUUCCUUUAAUGGCUACUGUGGAUGGACUCAUAUGCAAUGCGAAGAUUAUGUUCGCUCCAAACCAAGUGCUUUUAGCAUGGGUGGGUGGAUAAACGAGCUUGAGGAUGUGUACCAAAAUGAUGCAGUCUCGUUCUCAGUGAGAUUCACGAACUUUGAAGCACGGCACCAUUGGACCAAAUACUGUACAUGUGUUUGA
This is a messenger RNA of Durusdinium trenchii, 927 nucleotides long. The record is from the annotation of a GenBank genome assembly. NCBI's taxonomy places the organism in Eukaryota, Dinophyceae, Suessiales, Symbiodiniaceae.